This is a messenger RNA of Onychostoma macrolepis, 2923 nucleotides long. RefSeq names its product solute carrier organic anion transporter family member 1C1-like. Gene Ontology annotation, molecular function: protein binding. Gene Ontology annotation, biological process: transmembrane transport; sodium-independent organic anion transport. NCBI's taxonomy places the organism in Eukaryota, Metazoa, Chordata, Actinopteri, Cypriniformes, Cyprinidae. The record is from RefSeq and is a predicted model, not a curated record. The coding region runs from base 101 to 2164 and encodes 687 amino acids. The transcript has 15 exons. Gene Ontology annotation, cellular component: membrane.
GAUUAGAUGUCAUAACACUGAAUGAUAAAGCCUUACCUGUAAGUAAAGUGCCAGAGUCCUCCAUCCAUUCUGAGGGACACAGGCAACAGCACAGGGCAUCAUGAGUGUGGAAAAGAAGACGGCACAAGAGCCUUGCUGCUCCAAAUUAAAGAUGUUUUUGGCUGCCAUGUCUUUUGUGUACUUUGCCAAAGCAUUUCAGGGCAGCUACAUGAAGAGCUCUAUCACACAGAUUGAGAGACGUUUUGACAUUCCCAGCUCACUGAUUGGAAUCAUUGAUGGAAGUUUUGAAAUUGGUAAUCUGUUUGUAAUAGCUUUUGUGAGUUACUUUGGUGCUAAGCUUCAUAGACCACGACUCAUAGGAGCUGGAUGUUUAAUCAUGGCCAUGGGAUCCUUCAUAACUGCGGCACCACAUUUAUUCCAAGGACCGUACAGAUAUGAAACAACAGUGUCACAUUUCUCUGCCUCUAAUGGUACAGAGAGUAUUCUACCAUGCUUAACCAAUGGGAGUCUUGCACAAGAUGAAAUUCCCACAGUGGAAAUUCAAGCAGAAUGUGAGAGAGCGGCCAGUUCCUCCUUGUGGCUCUAUGUGUUUCUUGGGAACAUGCUUCGUGGAGUAGGAGAGACACCCGUCAUGCCUCUUGGGUUGUCUUAUCUGGAUGAUUUUUCAAGGGAGGAAAACACUGCUCUUUACAUGGCUAUCAUACAGACUGUGGGAAUAAUGGGGCCCAUGUUUGGAUUCAUGUUAGGAUCUUUCUGUGCCAAGCUCUACGUGGACAUAGGAGCAGUAGACUUAGAUACCAUCACUAUCAACCACAAAGACUCACGUUGGGUUGGUGCCUGGUGGCUGGGCUUUUUGUUAACUGGUGGAGUGAUGCUACUGGCUGGAAUUCCCUUUUGGUUCCUUCCCAAGUCUCUUCCUAAGCAGGGUGAGACUGAAACUGAGAAAAAAUCGAAUGAGGGCGAGCAGGACCAUUUCAUUCCCGACAACAACAAACACAGCAAUGCUCCUGACAAACCAGCUACAGUUUCCAUGGCAGCUCUGGCUAAAGAUUUUCUACCAUCACUGAAAAAACUCUUCAGCAACACAAUUUACCUGCUCCUUCUAUGCACUGCAUUUGUGCAAGUCAAUGGUUUUAUAGGAAUGAUCACAUUUAAGCCAAAGUUUAUGGAGCAAAUUUAUGGCCAGUCAGCAUCGAAGGCCAUAUUUUUGAUAGGCACUAUGAAUCUACCAGCUGUGGCUUUGGGAAUUGUCACUGGUGGGUUUAUAAUGAAGAAGUUCAAACUGAAUGUUCUCGGGGCAACUAAGAUCUGCAUUGGAACAUCUAUUCUGGCUUUCUUCACGAUGCUUAUUCAGUAUUUCCUGCAGUGUGACAACACACAAGUGCCUGGGCUUACAGUGUCAUAUCAAGGGGUUCCACAGGUGUCCUAUCAGCAGAAUACACUCAUUUCUCAAUGUAACAUGGGUUGCUCCUGCUCUCUUAAACAUUGGGAUCCCAUAUGUGCCAGCAAUGGCUUGACCUAUGCCUCCCCCUGCCUUGCUGGCUGCCAAAGCUCCACUGGUGAUGGCAAGAAUAUGGUAUUCCACAACUGCACCUGUAUUGGAGAUUCGCCUCUCCCAUAUGCAAACAUGUCAGCAGUGCUGGGCCAGUGCCCUCGCAAGAGUGAUUGUGACUACAUGUUUAAGUUCUACAUGGCGGUGACAGUCAUUGGUGCCUUUCUCUCAGCUUGUGGGGCCACACCAGGUUAUAUUAUUGUGCUCAGAUCCAUAAAUCCAGAACUAAAGUCUUUUGCUCUUGGUUUUUAUAUGUUGAUUGUUCGGACUCUGGGUGGCAUUCCCCCUCCAGUUUAUUUUGGAGCCUUGAUUGACAGGACCUGUCUGAAAUGGGGCACAAAACAAUGCGGAGGGAGAGGAGCGUGUCGUAUCUAUGAUUCUGGUGCCUUCAGAAACUCUUUCUUGGGUCUUAUUUAUGGCCUGUAUUCCUUAUCCUACGUAUUGUGGGGAGUCGUGUACAUUAGACUGUCUCAUCGCGAAAAGAAGCUUGCACUAAAGAACCAAUUAAAAGCUCUAGAACAGGAUGGCAAUGGUGUUUCUGCUGGCAAUGGGAAUGUAUCUUCAGCUAUUGUAAAAUGCAGCGAAAACCCAGUCCAGGAGACCACUAUCUGAAGUUAUACUUCCAAAUUCAAAUCUGUGUAUUGCACCAAAAAGUGUUUCAGGAGAUUUCCAUAUCCAUGUAAAAUGUAAAGACUUUGGCCAUGAAAUUGUGUUAAUUUGUACAUUUAUUGAUUAGAUGCUGUUAUUUUCUGGAUCUAAUACAAAUAUUUGUAUUUGUUAUUAUUUACUGUGUGUUAUUUACACAUUUAAAGAACAACAUUUAAGUAGUAUCAGAACUAGAGAGUAAUAUAUUAUACUCAAAUAAAACAUGGUAUGGAUUAUGUGGUUCAUCAGACCAUAACAUUGUUACAUAGAAUUAUCUGUUUUCAUAUCAGGACAUUGUAAGCUCACUGUUUCAUAGGAGUUUCUUGUCAUGUCACGAUGAAAUACAUUGAGGUCACAUAUAUUGUCACACUUUGUCAUUUUUAUAUGUAUAUAUAUAUGUUGUUUUGUAAAACCUGCUCAAUUUCUGGAUGGAACUGUAUGCAACUGAAAGUAAUGGACAGUAUGUAAAGUACAUAGAACAUUGUGUUUGCCAAAAUUACUUAUGAACUGUGAUUGUGUACUUUAUAAUACUUAAAAACACUUAUGAAGUAAACAUGAAGUAAAAUAGUAGUAAAAACUUUCUUUUAAUUAGUAAUAUCAGCCAAUUUGCAUGAACAUACCAUUACUUUUUAUAAAAAUGUAAUCAUUCAUUUUGCUAAAUUUUGUUGAAAUAAAUAAAAUAAAUAAAUAAUGACUUUCAAGUGUUUUACAUGUAGAGUAAUAGAA